This is a messenger RNA of Macrobrachium nipponense, 2761 nucleotides long. RefSeq names its product dynein regulatory complex protein 1-like. Lineage: Eukaryota; Metazoa; Arthropoda; Malacostraca; Decapoda; Palaemonidae. Gene Ontology annotation, cellular component: axonemal dynein complex; axoneme. Gene Ontology annotation, biological process: regulation of cilium movement; axonemal dynein complex assembly; cilium-dependent cell motility. The record is from RefSeq and is a predicted model, not a curated record.
UCCUUCCAGCAGACGUUCAUUUCAGUUACGUUAUUCACUGCAACAUGAAGGAAAAUGCAGAAGCUAAAGAUUCGUCUGAAGAAGCCAGUGAGCCUCAGCUUGGGCCAAGAGCUACAAAAAUCAAGGAGAGACUUCGUCAUAACAUAGAUGACGAUGAUGAUUUGGUUAUCAGCAAAGAGGACUCCGGGGUCCAAUAUGCUAACAAAGCCGGGAAGACAUUCACUGAUGCACUUCAUACUCGGGAGAAGAUCCUGCACUCCCUGGUCAAACAAGGAUGCACUAUGGUGGGAAACGUGGAAGUGGCUGCCUUGAGUGGCGAGGUCAACGCAGUGGUUGAGAGCGAGUGUCGGCAGGAAGCCUGGAGGAAGUCCCUGCAGGAGGACGGAGAGACGGAGAAGGCCCUGAAGAAGAUGAACGACCACUGGGAGCACGCAGCUACCAAGCUCAAAAUACCCGAGGAUCUCCAUGACAGUCUGUGUCAACUGAAACAGUGGAGUCACGAGCUAACCGACCAAAAACUGGCGGUUAUCGAAGGCCUGCGCGGGGAACUGAGAGAACUGGAAGGUACAUAUAGCGAAGAAAUCCUAGAGCACGCCAGAGAGAGGGCGGAACUUCUUCGGAGAAUCACCGAACAUGUUACCGAACUUCACCAGUCUUAUCGUGCGGCACUUAGAGAAGUUCAGGACGUGGCAGAUAAGGAGCGCAGAAGUCUGGUGAAACACUACAGCGAGGUCUGGGACGAGUCGGUGCAACAGCUCAACGACCAGAUGCAACAGCUGCUGCACCAACGCCUUAGCAAUCGAACUGCAAGGACAGACCAGAUCAUUGAGCUCAAAUUACACGGGGCUGCUCCGCACUCGGCGAUCAAGGAUAAGCUUGACUCUGACAUUGAAAAGGUUCUCGUGGAAGUUAUGAGGAUUAAAGCAGCACAGCAAAUGGAAGAAAGCCAGCUGAGAUACAACCAGCACGUCCUCCAGCAGCAGUACAGAGAAACGACCGCUCUUGUUAGCGAAGGACGCCGUUCGCUGAAUGCACUCAUGCCUACUCUGAACAGCUUUAGGAGGAAGGUCGAAGCAGCAGAGGAAGGCAGAGCGCACAGCGAGCAGACAGCCCUGCGAGAGAUCGCAAGAAUCAAGGAGUUGACCCAGCAAUAUCGAUCCCGUCUGGCAAAAACGACUGACGUGUACACUCGCCAGUCUCGCGGUCUGGCACACAUGCAUUAUGGAAUCAUGCACGAUUUGGUGACGAAGAUCGUGGACACUGAAAGGGCCAUUCAACACGGGGUGCUUGCCAGAGAAUGGGUCGAACCAGACCUCUCUGGUCUGACCGAUCUGUGCCCUGCUCUGAAUCCUAGACACACCCCUGCCCUUGCAGCCGCCUCAAGGAUUCUAGCUCCUCCCGAAGAGGAUUCCUUGGAAGGGUCAGUCAGCGGAGAAACCAGCGCCGAUGAAGAAUUCCUUGCAGCCCUCGCUGUCGAAGCCGUGUUUUUGGUUGACGAAGACACCUCCCACAUGCAACACCACGGUCCACUCCUCAUGCUAGAACACAUUUUUUGGGAACUGGCCAUUCGAACAGAGGCAGACGUCCUGAAGUUACUGAAGAUCGCUCGAAGGCAUCUUCUCAGUCGACCUCAAAGACCAAGGCUACACAGAGAAGAAGAGGAGGAGGAGGAAGUAGACGAUGCUGACGACGAAGGGAUCUCCCUUCAAGCCAGAGAAAAACUUUUCUCGGCGGAGGACAUUCUCACCAUUCUCGUGGCAUUUUCGUCAUCCAGGGGAGGAAGCGCAGCAGUUCACGUGGAAGGCAAAGACGGGUUGGUCCGCCCUCCCGAGUACGCGGAAGAAGAAGAGGAAGGCACCCGGUGGCAAAACUUCAUUGGCGCCUUCUGCAAGAGAUCCCAGGCUUGGUCGACCAUCCGCGGUGCUCUCACUCAAUACCACCUCGUUCUCACGGAGAGGCUGGAGGAGACGAAACGUGUCGAAGCCCUCCGCAGAGAGAAUGCAGAAUUAAGGUACCUCCUGCAGGAUGUCUCCGUCGAAGAAUGAGGAAAUGAGGAUUCACUUACAUGGCAUUAUUCUUUUGGGAAAAAUAAAACAUUUAUUCAGCCAUAAAUGCAAAAUAAUUUAAAUGAGGAUAAGGAAUUUAUUGCUGAAAACUUUGUUUAAGCAACUCGGGAAAGGUUUUGGUGGGAGAUAUAUCCUUAACUAUUUCCAUUUGAUCAUUGUAAUAAAAAAAACUGUAAGGUUCUAUUAUCGUUUCAUUGACUCGCUUACACUAAAAAUCGAAAGUCUAGGAAUGCAUUAAUGGGAAAGAACUGAAGGUUGUGUAGAGAGCCGCUAUUUUCGGGACAAAUUCUAUUUGCUCCCCAUGUUAACGUCAUUAUUCCACACCACCUGCUUGUUUUCUCAAGCGCGGUUCGUUCCAGUCGAAUUCCCGAAGAAUCGUUUCGAAUUUAUCAAUAACAGGAUUGUAAAUUCUGUAUUUUUCGGUGGUCAGUUAGUGACAAAAUACGUGUAAUUUUCCCUGUUGUCUUCUUACUUUGUUUGAAUUCGAUACUGUUACUUCGUGUUUAUAUCUGAUCCUGUUACUUUGUUUAAAUCUGAUCCUAUUACUGUUGGUUUAACUCUGAUCCUGGUAUUUUAUGCGUUAAUCUGUUUUCACGCUUUAUAAUAUAUCAACAUGGUUGUUUUCAUGCUUUAUCAUAUUAACGGAAGUUGUUUUCACACUUUAUUGUAUCAACGUGAGUUAUUUCCCCGCCUUU